Messenger RNA from Mizuhopecten yessoensis (Yesso scallop), 4011 nucleotides. Its product is annotated as NFU1 iron-sulfur cluster scaffold homolog, mitochondrial-like. Lineage: Eukaryota; Metazoa; Mollusca; Bivalvia; Pectinida; Pectinidae. The record is from RefSeq and is a predicted model, not a curated record. The transcript is spliced from 8 exons. Gene Ontology annotation, cellular component: mitochondrion. Gene Ontology annotation, biological process: iron-sulfur cluster assembly. Gene Ontology annotation, molecular function: iron-sulfur cluster binding; iron ion binding. Bases 34 to 858 code for a protein of 274 amino acids.
CAGCGGAAAUACAGCUAUGUGCGGGAUUACAACAUGGCUUCCAAACAAAUUGUAUUUCGAUAUUUACGCAGUGUAUCUCGAAGAACUGCGAAAUUGAGUGUGAUUGAUAGAAUUGGUGUUCCUGCUGUACAGUCAUAUUCCACACAAUGUGCUGUGAGAAAAUAUGGAAGAUCACUGGGAACACACAAAUUUCCAACACCAUUUUGUUGUCAACAAGUGCGAACCAUGUUCGUACAGACUCAGGAUACACCAAACCCUAACAGUAUCAAGUACCUCCCUGGAACAUCAGUAUUGGAGCAGGGGACCAUGGACUUUCCUAAUUACCAAGCUGCACACUGUUCUCCUUUGGCCAGACAACUGUUCAGAAUAGAAGGUGUAAAAGGAGUGUUCUUUGGUACAGACUUCAUAACAGUCACAAAACUGGAUGACGAUGUGGAAUGGAAGGUUCUCAAUCCUCAGAUAUUUGCCACUAUCAUGGAUUUUUUCGCCAGUGGACUUCCAGUUCUCACUGAUGAACAACCUUCUUCCGAUACAGCCAUAGACGAAGAUGAUGAUGAAACUGUGUUGAUGAUUAAGGAACUGCUUGACACCAGGAUAAGGCCUACUGUACAGGAAGACGGUGGUGAUAUUGUCUACAUGGGUUUUGAGGAUGGUAUUGUGAAGCUAAAGCUUCAAGGUUCCUGCACCAGUUGUCCAAGCUCAGUGGUGACCUUAAAGAGUGGAGUGCAGAACAUGCUACAGUUCUAUAUACCUGAUGUCCUUGGUGUAGACCAGGUGGAGGAUGAAGUUGAUGAUAUCAACAAUACAGAGUUUAUAAAACUGGAAGAAAAGCUUGGAGAAAAGUCAGGAGACACCUAGAACUCAACUGUAUAACAUGCAUACAAACCUUGUUCUUCAUAGAAUUGUAGACAGUUAUGAAUUGGUCCUAAACAUCUCUACAAUGUGGAUCCAUGGAUUCCUACAAGUCAGUUAUAAACGUCUGAAGAUAACUGAGAACGCUGAAUCAAGUUGGAUGUAAAUUAUUGACUCUGCAGUAUUAAACAGACAUUUACUGAUUCCGAUCCUUCCUAUCUAUAUACUUCAUACAGAACUUGGUAAAGCCUUUAUAAGGAAUUGAGAUGACAUGCUUGAUCAGAACUGUUUUUGUGUCAUUAAUAUAAUAAAUGAGUAUGCUUAUUAUCUCAUGAAAAUUGCUGAGAUGGUGUUUUCCAGUGUGUUUAUAAAACUGACUGAUUUAAAAUACAUAUGCAUCAAUGUAAAGGAUUUUAUGUGUAAAUUGUGGAAAAAGUCUACAAGAUUGCAAUAUAACAGUCCUUUUAUUAGAUAAGACAUAGAGGUUGCCCAUUUGAGUAAUGGUUGGUUUUUAUAUUUAUCUAACUCGAGUAAGUUAAUCGUCAAAUUGUAUAAAGACACAUGGUUUACCGAGGGUCUUUUACAAUUUGAAAAUUAACUUACGAGAGCUAGAUAAACAUGAUAACCAACCAUCAUGACUUUGGGGACCUUUUCCCCCAUGAAGUUCGUAUUAUAUCUAGAAAACCAAAUGUUUCCCUUAAGAUGUUUCUGUUUCCUGUUUAAUAAACUAUUGCCAGUCACAUGAAUCAUGUUGUCACAAUUUAAGAUGACAGCACAGAGCAUUGUCAUGUGACAUCAUAUUUCAAAGAUUAACCAAUGAAAUAAGGUCCUAGGUGUUACCCACUAGUGGCUAACGAGAAAUGUUUACCAAGCACGUUUAUGUUCACAGUGUAACAAAACAUAUGUGGUUAAUGGUUUAUCAUGAUCUCCAGUGUAGUACGUGCUUUUCCAGACAAAAAAUGAGCAGACAAUUCAAUAAAUAAUCUAUUGAGACCUGAUUAGUAUGAAGGGUUAAACUGCAAUACUAAGUUUUUAAGGAAAAAAUGAGUCAAAAGAUAUUUACUUAAUGUGUUGAUAAGCAAGUUUCUACUUAAUCAGUUCAAAGGAACAGUGAUGCCAUAACAAAUUAAACCAACUGUAAAGAAUCUUUGUAAACUGUUUAAGAAACACAGGAAAUUAUGAUUGUAUGACAUGAAUAAGUAGGUGUCAAAUUGUCCCAAUGCAAAAGAAAAAUUAAUUGACCCAAUCUGAGACAUACUCUAAGCUUGCCUGGCACAGAAUGCCUGUAAGUGUUGUUGCACUGUCUGUCAUUGGCCUAUUUUCAAGGUUAUAUUGGUAAAAAAAAAAAGACUUUUUUUAAAUGAUGUGAACAAGCAUGUGGCCUAGGGUCACGAAAUUUGGCCCAUACUAUUCCGUCUUUUGCAAUACCUGCUCACAAGAGAAGAUAACUGCGAUAUGCAAAGACGGAAUACAAAGACGGAAUACUGUGAUGAAAAGUUAUGAAGUAUUUUCGAUUAGCAUGAACUUGACUUUCAUUAAAAGUAAUAUAGGUGUCAUUGUGUAAGAACAUCCAAGAGGUCUAGGGUCAUGGCAUCUUUGGUCCCAUGGGAAAAUUGUACUUGCACAAACAAGUGUAAGUGUGAUUUUCCCCUGGGAACGAGGAUGGGGUCAUGGUUAUUUGCCGAAAACAUGUUGGUUGAAAGGUUUGAUGUUGACCCACUUUUAAGAUCACAGAGGACAUAUGUCUCACACGUUUGAUGAAAUCCAUCUGAAUAACCAACAACAGCUCCUUAAAUUUGAACCUUGACCCUCGUAUAAGUUUACAAGGGUCAAAUAAAUUAAAAUCUUUAAACAGCUUUUUCAGAAUACUGGUAUCAUUGAUUCACUUUGAAGGUUGAAUGGGUAGUACAUGUAUAAGUUGUACUCUUCCGGCAAAAAGUAAUGAAAUUUAGCCUGUACAGUGUUAGCUUGUUUGUUAUAAGGUUUGUUUAAAUAAAUUUGACUGACCAAUUUUGCCAAUAUAUAGGUGAGUGAUACAAGCUAAAUGAGCCUCCUCUACGAAGAUUACAUUAGAUAUUGUGUUCGGUAGAAGUUUCUAGUUAUACUCACCUUACUCAGAAAACUGAAAACUUUCACCCGUGAAAGCUUUUUUCUUCCAGUGUUAUUUUUGCCUUUCACAAUUAAUAUCUUGAUUGUAUAUUAUGUUCUUUAUCUAUAUUCAUGGUAAUGGUAAAUUCACCCUCAUUAUAUAUUAAAGUAUUAAACAAAGUGUAGCUGAAUCGAGUCAUUUCGGUACAUAUAUAUAACAACUAUUGGCUGGGUUAAAAGAACUUUCCAUAAUCCAUUACCCAUAAUGAGGGUCGCUGCAAAAAAAGGCAAAAAUUAAACUGCAGUGAAUAUUUCCAGGUAUACAGUAAUCAUGGCCGAAGCACUUUAUUACUAUGAUAUGGGUCUGUGCCCUUCUGUCUCUCAACCUUUUGACAUAUUUAUGUUGGAGUUAAGAUACAGAUCCCAAACCGAACAAGAUUGUUCUGAUGUGGGUCUGACCAAUGCACUGUAUGCUUGUUCUUUAACUGUUGUGUAACCGUUGAAUAUUAGGGUGCUGGUUACUCUAGUACAUGGUCUCUAUUUGAAGUUUCAUUCAUUUUAAGUGUGGGGAAUUAUUUCUUAAAUAUGGCACAGUAUUAUGAUAUUAAGUCUAUAAACCAGGAGAUACAAAACCUUAAAGCAAAAAACAUAAAUCCUGUUAUCUAUAAGGUUAUAAACUUACAGAAUUUUGAUGCAUGUGCUGUCUUCUUAAUUAUGACAAUAAUACCAUCAGUUAUAUACCAUGUAUUUAUUAAUUUGUUUUUGUUGUUUUAGAGUUUUUUAUCAUUAAGUGAUGGUCCUGGAGUUUGAGUUGGGCAAUUCUCUUUCAUAAUUCACACUAGUACAAGUCACUUAUAGUUCUUUUCAGUCACACGUGGCUUUUAACAUCUUGCUUUUAACGCAUGACAAAUGGCCCCUAGGGUCUAACCAAUCACCUGAGUUUUGCUCUUUUUUGUCAUGAUGUGUAAUGGAAAUAAGCAUGUACGUAUAACAAACAAGAUAUUUAAUUACUGAUAUUUCAGGAAAAAAACACCAAUAUCCAUUCAAAUAAAUUACUCUAAAAAUGUGAAA